GAGACGCAGUUACAGGAGCUCUCUACCUCAUAUUUUCUUUUCAAGGGCUUUAAUCUAUUGUUUACCAUUUAUUGCUUUAUUAUACCUUAUUGUUCAGCAGGCAGCUGCUAUCUUGCCCUCAAAUUGCUAUUUUACGGCUUAUCACUGGCUUCUCUGAAGAAAGCAUAACAAAAACAACAAUUCUCUUCUGCUCAUUACCAGCUUACUGAGUAAGUAAUCUUUGUGACUAAUAGCCAGGGAGUAACCCUUUACUAUCGAAGAAUGUUACACCAAAGAUUUUUAGACCAUUCAUCAUGUUGAAAGCUUGAACGUAUUCCGCUGUGCCAGAAUUAGAGCUUUAAAUUCUCCCUGGGUUACUACCAUCAGUUUUGCUUCAAUGGUGUUAACAAGAAGUGCGAGAAAAGCCCUGGGCGUCUCCCCCUUGUUUGAGAGUAUGGCACAGCUGAGAAGGAUGAGGCAAAAAAAAAGAAAUCUACAGCUGAAGCCUCCGUCAGCCAUACUUACUCCUGAAUCCAAGGAUAAGGAACUCAAGGGCCAUACAAAAAUAACACAAUUUUUUACUUCACUUACAAAUGAAAGGUCCCUUGAGAACUCCCCCCAAGACACUCAGUUACCUCAUGACUGGUCCUUUUCCUUUAAAGACAAUCUUCAGACAAUUCCAGAGGACUACUCGGCCUUAAGUUUGGCAGCUGAGAUAGCUUUGGCAGAACCUCCUUAUAAGGAAGCCCCUUCUUCUUCUACGGAUACUGGAACUCUCUUCCUAGACCCUACUACAACUCUAUCCUAUAAAUCCCAUAAACAAGUUUCAAUGAACGAUAUAAAGGAUCCCAAGGAUGGCACAGAUAAUAUAUUUCUAUUUGAGAAGCAUCGAUCGACUCCUCCCAUUUCAGAUUUGACCAAGGCUCUACCUGAGUUAGAAGACUAUAAGACGACGAAUGUGACAAUUACAGACAAUUCACAAUAUAAGGAAUUGAAUAUGGCUAACAAGGAUGAUAUGGGUACCCCGCAUCCAAAUUGUUACCAACGGAAUCAGGAAAUUGAUGAGGCCUCUUACCUGCCCUUGCAAGACCCUUGGCAUGAUGCAGUCAUGAAAGAAUCUUCAAUUCAGCGAUUAGGAGGACAGUCAAUAUUCCCAAAAUGGAAUCUAGUCUUGAAUCCUCUUAAACUUGUAUUUGAGAACUUCCCUAAGCCUAGGGGAAUUUUAUCGCAAAACGAUCGGAUUUAUCAUCUUUUUGGACUUCUGAAAGAUAUCGCUGAGACUCGCAUUUUGGUAACUGAUAUCCAACAGGUUGAAUACCUGUUCUACAACGGUAUAAAGGCAUGUGCAGUCAUCCUAUUUGUCUCUCGUUUUGCGGCAAACUGUGUUCUUUCCACCAGGUACAAUCUAGCCUGCUAUGGUAUAAAUAUUUCUAGAUACUUUGAGAAUAGGGCGCUUCCCGAAGCCCUAUUCUCUUGUGGUAGGCCGCAUCAACAACUAGACAAGUCGAACCAUGCCGAGCUUAUCGACUUUACAACUGUGGCUUUGCGCCCAAAUCAGCUGGGGACUUCAGCUCUUAGGCCAUGCCAACAGCAGCUCAAGCCAAUGCAGACUUAUGCCACACCUAUUGACGCUACAACUGAGACCUCGUGCCCGGAACAUCUGAGGACCACAGACGCUGGAUGUCAGGAUCCUGCCUAUUUGAGUGGAGAGUCUAGUGUUCCUUUUACCUUUGAAGAAUUAUCACUAAUAGAUGCUUACUCAGCUCUUUCAUCGGCGGGGCAAAUUGAAAUCUUGAAUAGACUGGAGAACUUAAAACUUCAUCUGGAAAGACUGGUAGUACAAGAGAAAUCUCCCCCUGUUCCCGCCUUGAUGGACUCUAUGCCAAAUCCAAGGUUACUUACAAAGGAGUCGUGUUCUCGGGGAAGGGUGAUAAAUGGCUUGUAUCUCCCACCUCCCUUGUUUAAUAGUGCCGGGAAUCAGUGUGUGGGCGGAUCAAUACCAGUUAUUAGUGUGCAAAGAAGGGGGAUGGAAGAUUCCCCCAUUAGCACAAAUGAGAAUUCUUCUCCCGAUCUUUUGGAUGCUUAUAAUUUAGCCAGACAUGCAAAACCAACAUUGCCUGAUCUUUGGACUAGGAUGAGAUUUCUGGAACCUGAGGAGCUGGGGCUUCCCGAUAACCCUCUUGGGAACAGAGGUUUACAAAGCCCUCCAUCCCAGCUCCCUCUGGAACCACUUUGUGUUCCGGCUAAGUCCCAAAGUCAGCCCAGUAAGACAGUAGUAAAGGGGGAAGUCUUAAGGGCUGUAUCAGUACCUCUAUGGACUGUGAUUUCAUGUGUAUAGACUGACAAUUGUCAGCUCUAUCCUGGAACAUCAUGGGCUGGGAGAGUAAGUUAUAUGAUGAGGAUUUUGUUGACUAUCUCUGUAAGUUUAAGAUCAUCUGUCUCCAGGAAACCUGGGUUGUAAAUCCAGCUAAAAUGUAUUUGCAUGGUUAUUGUGCUUUCUCCACCCCAGCAGUAAAACAAUCAUUAAAAGGUCGUGGUAGUGGAGGACUCACUACCUUUAUCUUGGCUGAUCUGUCAGCUGAGGUUUAUCAUUUGCCCACUACUCUCCCGCAAUAUGUCCAGAUCCUCAGGAUUAAGGGCAAACCUGUAGGAUCCCUUAUUUGUAUAAACAUCUACUUUCCCCCUUCGCAAGCAAAGUCCCUGGGUCACAAUAGUGUUUGGGACCGGCUAGCUGAAACUCUUAUACAAGUAGAGCUUCAAUUUGCUAACGACCGCCUCCUCCUUU
Molecule: messenger RNA, 2764 nt
Organism: Rhineura floridana
Lineage: Eukaryota; Metazoa; Chordata; Lepidosauria; Squamata; Rhineuridae
Exons: 2
Coding region: 377-2317 (646 amino acids)
Source: RefSeq, a predicted model, not a curated record